CGCCAUAAUGACAUUUCCGUUAUUAACGCUGGCUACACGCAGCUAGCAGCGCUACGCUUAAAUCAGAGGAGGCUUUCAACUUCUGCAAAUGGCAAACUGGAGCAAAACAACUUGGCAUAGCUCCUGACCGUUGGCUGCCAAUCACCAUCAUUUGAAUGGAUGUAGUGUUGCACUAUAAGAACAACAAAGACGGUCCAAGCGAUAUGGUCAUCUUCUCCGAGAGGGCACUGGAGGAUUUCACUCGCCGUAUACUGUCAGCCUUUGAGCCAUGGUUUCCAACGCAUAAGGACCUAUGUCUGCCCAUCAGACCUCAGAAGGCACCACCAGUCGUUCUGCCUGAGGAUUUAACGAGGCUGCACUCUCACCAGCCGUCUUCGGAGCCAUUGCUAUCGUCGACAGAACCACAGCCCACGUCUUCGCUCGGAGGGAACAAAAGAGAGAAACCUCAGGUGACACUUUCGGAAUGCACAGAUGCUAGCAACUCUGUCAAGACGUCAGAGGAGAUUGAAAACGCACCUAAGAAGUUUAGACGCUCAUGGAGUGUCUUCGCCCCAGGAGUAACAUUGAGCGGGAGCACCCAGACACUCUCCAAGCAGUUCCAAAAGGUUAUUGAAAGACACAGUCUUCAGCUGCACCAAAGAGCCAAAUGGAUUAUCAGCGAAGUGAACUGUGAACCGCGCGCCAUAGAAAGUGUCUGGGCAAAAGUAACUCGCGCCGUGUGCCACUCCAAGCUCCCAACAUGCAAUGCAAAUUUUCAAAGAAAUAUUGCGCAGAUAUGGCUGUUCUGCGAUGUCAUUUAUAGCGAAUAUAUUGGGAAUUUCCUCAUAACAGAGUUCCACCUGAAUGGACAAAUAAGUUUAGCCGUUCAUAAACAUGGCAAUAUAUUCAGGUGUUAGAUCUAUUUUAGAAUGUCUUUUUGGUGCUUUUUGAAUGAAUUAUAUAUGGAUGUAUAAAUAUUUUACA
Clupea harengus (Atlantic herring) is the source of this 963-nucleotide messenger RNA. RefSeq names its product shieldin complex subunit 3 (gene shld3). The record is from RefSeq and is a predicted model, not a curated record. Gene Ontology annotation, biological process: positive regulation of isotype switching; negative regulation of double-strand break repair via homologous recombination; positive regulation of double-strand break repair via nonhomologous end joining. Lineage: Eukaryota; Metazoa; Chordata; Actinopteri; Clupeiformes; Clupeidae.